This is a messenger RNA of Manis javanica (Malayan pangolin), 2104 nucleotides long. RefSeq names its product dynein axonemal assembly factor 8 (gene DNAAF8). NCBI's taxonomy places the organism in Eukaryota, Metazoa, Chordata, Mammalia, Pholidota, Manidae. Gene Ontology annotation, molecular function: dynein complex binding. Gene Ontology annotation, cellular component: dynein axonemal particle. The record is from RefSeq and is a predicted model, not a curated record.
CGCCGUCGGCAGCCAAUGAGUAGGGCGGCUCUCCUGCCCCGCCCCGCCUCUGGCCAGGGCACCCAAUCCUGUGCCAGGGGAGGCAGGACGCGCCAAGUCCUGAAAGAGGGGCCGGGGGAGAAUGAGGUCAGCUGUCAAUAACUUAAGACUCCGCUGGAGGGGAUUCCGAAGGGGUGAAAGCCUCAGUAGUUGAGCCGCAGCUAGAGUGGGCGAACGCGACCGGAGGGAGCGCCAGAGACCCCUUAGAUCCCUGCCAGGGCCGGGAGGGGAGGCGGAGGCCCGAGGGCUGCUUGGAAGAUGGUGCCCUAAGAAGCAUCCCCUGAGUUGGGCACCCAUGGCAUCCCAAGACAAAGAUGUGGGGCCCCCGCUGCCCUCUCCCUGGGCCUCCCAGGCAGGACCUUGGGAGGCCAUCCUCGCGGCCGUCAGGGAGCAGCUUCCCUCACUAGACUCGGAUUCCUCCUCGUCGGACCAAGGGGAGGAGGAGCUGUUCAUCUUCCAGCGAAACCAAACCGUCCUGGUUCCGGACUUGUCUGAGGAGCUGGCUGGAGACACUUCUGGGGCCUGCGGCGCAAGAGCCAACAAUCCUGAGCCAGCUGUGGAGCCUGCGGGAUUCGCCGCAGAGCCCUGGAGUGCAUGGGACGCGAGGGCGACGGAUGCAGCCUCUCUGGAGAGAAGGGACCCUGCUGGGCCCUUGGAGAGCUGUGGGGAGGUCAGCUCCCUCCUCAGGAGGCCCGAGGACCUGCCCACAGGGCAGGAAGGUGACCUUGGGGCCAUGUCCUUCAAUACCCAGAAUCCUCCCUGGAGGCCGCAGGGAGAAGCCACCCUGUACCCCUGUGAAGGAGACCCAAAGACAGAGCCCCCGAGCGCUGCCCCACAAGCCCAUCAGAGCUCAGACUCCGAAAACCGCAGAGCCCUCCAGAGAGAGAGAAGGAAGAUGAUCGAGAAAGACAUACUCCAUAAAGUCCCAUGGCACCCCGGGGACCCAGCCUGCAGGGGCCGAAGUGGAGUGGAGAUGCCCUGGGAAGCUGCAGCCUCAGUUCCGAGGCCAGAAAUGCCACCAGAGGCCCCCCGGGGAGGACAGCUGAUGCUCUCCCUGCAGCAACUUGAAGAGUUGGAUGCGGACCACAUUCUUCAGAGUCCGGCAGGGCAGGAGGAUGGCCGGGACGGGGGCGCACCCGGAGCCGCGCGGGCAGCUGACUGCCAGAGCCAAGCAGGCCACCCUGUGCCGAGCGCCCAGGACAGGCUCAUGGAACGGCUCGCCCUCCUGUGCGCCACACAGUCCAGAGCCCCUUCCUCUGCCAGGAAGGUGCCUGCUGACAUGCCCCAGGGCACCAAGCAGCAGGAGGCUGGAAGCAGAUGUGCUUCAGUGGGGCCGGGCCCCGUGCUGGCAGCGGGCAGGUGGCUAAGGAGCCCCGCAGAGCCUCCCACCGUCUUCAUCGAUCUGCGGCCAGCAGAGCCAGCGGACCUGGGGUCAUCGGAAAGCUCCAGCUCCUCUGAAGAGGAGAGAGAGCUUCUCAGGGACCAGCGAGGCCUGGCGCAGCAGGCGUCUCAUUCCUCCCAGGGGCUACGGGACUGUACCGGGAAGAGCCAACUUCUCCAGCAGCUCAGGGCCUUUCGGAAGGGGACGCCUCCGCCUGGGCUGCCCGCCCCCAAGGGUCCCCGCGGCCAGAAGGCUCAGGCCCCUGAUGAGACAGCCGGAUCCAGAACUGGGAGGGAGCAACAUGUAACAGUCUGGGCUGCGAGGGAAAGUGCCCAGGCCAGACCCUCAGGAGGAAGUCCCAGGACCCCAGGGGACCCUCUAGGGCCAGGGACAGCCAGGGAGGCCCUGGUGCCACCCCUGGGCCAACUGUAGUGCGUCUGGGACGGGCUCUGAGGAGGCCAGCAGCACGCCCGGCUCCGGGGGUCCCCUUGCUCUCCCAUGUCUCUGUUAGCAUGCCCUUGUGCAGGGCGGGGACCCUCAGACUGGGGUUCGCCAGCCCUCUACUAGGAUUUGGUCAGAGCAUUUGCAUGCAUUUGGAGCAAAGAUGCCAAUACCAACCUGCACGCAGAGGAUGAUGACCCUACGCCGGCUCUGCUCUGGCCGUGGGACUGAGACGCUUUCCGU